AUGGCCGAGGCCGGACCGGCCUCGUGGGGACAAAUCACCGCACAGCGCCGCACUGCCACUCAGAAGGUCCCAGUUGUCAGGGUCUGUUUGUCCUCCCCUUUUCCUAGUUUCUUAGUUUGUUUUCCUUUAGUUAGUUUUAUUUCCACCUGUCCCUGGAACCACCACUUCUCAAGACAUCCAGCAGAUGUCACCCAUGCUCCACCCCUGAGAAGUGUCCUGGUUCAACCCGGACACACACCUGCAGCUGGUUUAGAGGGCGUGGACCUGCGAUAUAAGCAGCAGCUACACUCCGUCUCACCGCCUGAGUGUUUGCCUACCACGAUUCUCCCGCCGUCUUCUAGUUGUUUCCCGGAAACCAGCUGCCCCCGCAUUCGUGUAAGUCUGUCUCCCCGCUGUGGAUCACCUCCCUCCUGUGUGAUUUCCCGACGCUGCCGGUGUUCCCGGUCAGACGCCACUCCCUGUGUGUGUGUGCGUGAUCUCCCCUCGUCGAUCCCUCCCCGGGAUUUCCCCUUCGGGACGCUACGGGCCAGGAGGCCCACGCCCGAACUUCCCGGAGGACCGCCUGGACGGAUCAGGCUCCAGGCCGUGCCCGACAUCAGAGCUAAGCAUCGCUCGUCAACGGACACUCGGCUCGCGCUCCGCUUCGCCCCUAAUACCUCCACGCCAAUAGAAGAACCGGUCCGCCGAUUCGGCUUCGCCACCAGCUCCCUGAUCCUUCAAUAAACAUUAUUGUUUCUGA
Messenger RNA from Poecilia reticulata (guppy), 739 nucleotides. NCBI's taxonomy places the organism in Eukaryota, Metazoa, Chordata, Actinopteri, Cyprinodontiformes, Poeciliidae. The record is from RefSeq and is a predicted model, not a curated record.